AUGGCGGCCGCCAUUGAAAGUACGGGACGUUCGUCGUCGGAGAAUAUCCUGAAUGAAGUGAGGAAGUUCCUAAGAGGUGCCAGCAAUGAACGUCCUAUGGGAAGAGAGAGUCACACCAAAUCAGCUUUAUUCCUACUGCAAACUUUACCCACUGCUAGAUUUGCAGUGUUGGAACAUCUUUGUAGUGUCUUUGAUGAAGCAGUAAAUGAACAUUUGAUGCAACUUAUGUUGAAUAACUCUGAAAAUCCAGUGGAUGAAAAUCGUGGCCAUUUGGAUGGUGUGAUACAAGAUGCCUGUGGUGUUCUUUUUAACUUCAUCAAGACUGGUCCCCAAGCAUGGGCUCCUAUCAUUUCUAGUUGGUCACUGGAGUUGCUCGGUCAGAUCAGUCAGAAGUAUGCCAGUCACAGAAUGGUUCCUCAUGCCAACUCAUUGAAUGAACUUCUUCAACUGUGGAUGACAUGUACUCCCACAAAAUCACUUAUGGAGGUAGCCACAGAAUGCUUUGCAGCUAUGAUUCAGGGGGCCCCAGAUUCCUGUGUGGAUGCCCUUCUGGAGGCUUCUGUCAAGUACAGCCCACACUUUGACUGGGUGGUGGCUCACAUAGGGUCAUGUUUCCCCGAUACUAUUAUUACGCGAGUGUUGAUGUGCGGUCUCAAAGACUUCUGUCAAAAUGGUGGGAGGUCAGCUGACAUGGAAAUGAUGGCAGAGGAAAGGAUACCGAAGAUGGCAUCUGUUGUAGGGAUUCUGGGGCAUCUAGCUUCAAAACACAGCCCAGAAAUACGUGCAGCUUUAAUGAAACUGUUUGAUGACAGUCUACAUACACAGAGUGACACCCUCAAGGUCACUACUGUGCCAUUCCUCCUUCAGUUGGCCUCCAUGUCACCCAUGCUGCUCCAAAUCCUCACUACUGACCUCAUACAAGCCUUAACUCCUAGCGUCCUGAACAAACUCAGUGACCAGUUUGCCAAUUGGAAGGAGUCAAGCUCUCAUGAAUAUGAAAGCUUCCUGAGCCUGGUUAUUCACCUCAUCACCAUGAUAGAUGUUGGUUCCUACCAGGUCCUCCAGUUCUUUCUCAAUAUAGCCCAGCCUCAGGAGAAAACAGGAGAGGAAGUUCCUAAUAAAGAAGUACAAGAAACAUGUGCAGUACUCUUGAAUCGCUUAGUAACUGAACUUCAGAGAGCAGUUUUUCAUCGCCAUAGAGAAGGCAAGAGUGAUGUCCCUUUGCUGGCAUCUCUUACCCCCGAGGCUAUCCACAUCACAGAGAUGCUGCUCAACAGUAAGGGACAAAAGGCGGAAUGCUUGGUGAAGCUUUUAUCUUUUGUUGGUCUUUAUAAUGGAGAAGACUGCACAGCAGAGAUAUUAGCUUACAUUAUUACUGAGUCACGGGAAUGGCACCAGCUGAAACGGUUCCUUGAGCUACAGUUGGUGAAGGAAGUAAGAUUGGGCGAUAUCCUUGGUCGUACCACCUCUAAACUCAUGGCCUACCUCCAGCCGCCCAUUGUCUACUGUCCUCAACGCCUCCUCAAGAAUGUCCUCAUCCUUCUACAGCAGGAAAAUAAGACUGAAAAUAACUUAAAAGUUAUAAGGUCUACAUUGCUGUUUUAUAUGAGGGAGAACUGGGAGUCCCUGAUUGCACUCCUUUCUCACACUGAUCUCACAGUAAUCAUGACAACUCUCAAGAUUCUUGAGAUUGUUGGCCUCUCCAGACCAAUAUCCAGUGUAUCAGCCAUUCGGAUAUCAUCAGCCCUUGUUAUUGUGUUCUUCAAGUCGCUUGAGUUGACAGAUGCCCAUAAAGCCCAGCGGUCAGUGCGUGUUUGUAAGCAGUGUCUCCGUCAGCUGUGCCAUCAUAGCUUCGUCCAGUGUAUCGUACUACGCUUUCUUCUAGAAGGACUCACCAACAGAGACACGUCAUUUCUAUUUGGUGCUAAGAAAGUAAUCAGGGACCAAACAGAGCGAAAGGACCAGUAUCCUAAAGUCUCACUACUGGAGGAAAAUAGCAAACACGGAACAACACUUACCCUGCCACGGUCACAGUCCAGUGUGUUCCACGCAGGAAUUAUUGGUAGCGGACUGAGGUCAAGGUCAUCUGGUACAACACCAUUAGUACAGGGUCAUGUGAGUCGUAACAAGAGAUGUCUCCUGGAUAUUUUACACACCUGCUCCAGGCAGAAUGACAAUCACAAUAUAGACAACAACAUGGAAACUGAUCCCAGCCACUCAGAUUCCCCUAAGAACAAAGUCCGCCCUCUGACCUUGUCUGGUGACCUCUGUCGCAUGAUUGGCAGUCUGAUCACAGAACUGACCACACCAGAUGUAUUGUAUAACAAUCGGUUCUGGCCAGAAGAGGAUUCCUUGCGCUUCACUGUAGAACGAGAUCUCUAUGUUUGGAAAGUGUUUGAUGAAAACCCUGUCUUAUGGGAUGUGAUAGAGUUAUACUCUGGCAAUUCCCUUGCCAUGUGUCGGUGCUCUCCAGUGCUUAAAUCGCUUGUGGCUGCCCUUAUGAACCACUUUGAGUGUUCGCGACUUCAGGAAGCCUGCGAUACACCAAAACAAAAUGAGUCUGCCUGUCGUUUGGUUAACUGUUUGUCCAGGAGCUUGCUUCUUCCUGAUCCUCUGAAAUAUGUGUCAGAGUUAUUUCCCCUUGUCUCAUCAUAUGAAGCCUAUCUAUUACUACUAGCAGUUUGGAAGUACAUGAAGGAAAACCCUCCGACAGAGGACCCUGAAGAAGCCAAGCGACGAGUUUGUGAAACCCGCCAUACAGAUAUAGUCAGAGCAAUCCUCCACAGUAACAUUGACAAGAUGGGCCACCUCUUCUUUAGGUUCUUUAAGGAAUGACAUAGGUCUGUGUGACUGCAGUAAUCCUAGAAACAAGACACUACCACAGACCAUGGAUGAUACAACAGCCUACAAACCGCUGCAUACAAACAGACUUGCAGUUGUAGUUAAUGAACGAUCAGCAAACUUACAGCUGAACUUGAUGACAGGUCAGCAUAGGCUAACUUAGAGCAUUUCUGGACUGGAUGGUUGGUCAUCAUACCUACAGCUGUUGUAACAUAUCAGCAUAUUUCUGCUUAACUGCAUUAGAGAUUGUUACUUAUAGCUCUUAAAUUCAGCAUACUUACAGCUGUUGUGAUGAUUCAGCAUACUUACAGCUGUUGUGAUGAUUCAGCAUAAUUACAACUGUUGUGAUGAACAGGGCAGCUUACUGGAUGUAAAAAUCAGUGCACUUUAAGCUGUAUAGUAUGAUCAAUUAGCAUACUUCCAGCUGUACAGAAGUCAUGGUAUUGACAACCAAGAAGAAAAGGUCAGCAUACAUCUAGCUGUACUGGAUAUAUCAGUGUUCUUAAGAGUUGUGCUGGAUGAAAUGUCAGUGUACUUACAGCUGUGCUGGAUGAUUAGUCAGUGUACCUACAGCUGUUGUGAAGAAGAGGUCAGCAUACUUACAGCUUUACUGGAUGAUUAGUCAGCAUACUUACAGCUGUACUGGAUGAUAUGUCAGUGUACUUACAGCUGUGCUGGAUGAUUAGUCAGCAUACUUACGCCUUCACUGGAUCACAGCUAAGUGAGCUGUUUAUGAUAAUGUAUGAACAAUAUACAAUGUGAUCCCUGAGACACUACUGGUCAUAUUCACUUCAAAACAAUAAAAGACUUACAAACAUUCAU
Messenger RNA from Ylistrum balloti, 3663 nucleotides. Its product is annotated as integrator complex subunit 5-like. Gene Ontology annotation, cellular component: integrator complex. Lineage: Eukaryota; Metazoa; Mollusca; Bivalvia; Pectinida; Pectinidae. The coding region runs from base 1 to 2835 and encodes 944 amino acids. Gene Ontology annotation, biological process: snRNA 3'-end processing. The record is from RefSeq and is a predicted model, not a curated record. The transcript is spliced from 22 exons.